Molecule: messenger RNA, 2202 nt
Organism: Cylas formicarius (sweet potato weevil)
Lineage: Eukaryota; Metazoa; Arthropoda; Insecta; Coleoptera; Brentidae
Gene: thoc5
Product: THO complex subunit 5 homolog
Exons: 11
Coding region: 23-2158 (711 amino acids)
Biological process (GO): mRNA export from nucleus; positive regulation of DNA-templated transcription, elongation
Cellular component (GO): THO complex part of transcription export complex
Molecular function (GO): mRNA binding
Source: RefSeq, a predicted model, not a curated record
GUCCUUAACCUAACAAAGUUUGAUGCUCUUGAUAUCCCUCGAUUUUUCUCAGUUUUUUUUAGCCGAUGGUUUAAUUCCGUUUUUUGUUAAUUUCAAAAUGGUUAGAGAAGGUUCUUCAAAUCUCAAAAAGAAACGCAAAACCAACAGUACCGAUGGUGAAAAAGAAGUUGAUGUUUAUAAGAAAGUUUGUGAAUUAGAAGAAAAAGAAGCCACAAAUCAUGUUAGCGGCGAAUACGACUCCGAACUGUAUUAUAAAAUAUGCCGCGACAUCAGUAAGGUUCUCUCAGAAGUUCGGGAUCUUAAAUACAACCAAGACGGAGAAAUUUUCGAAAAUAAACAAGAAUAUCUAAUGGAGAUUGGCGUCAAGGUUUGCUUAUUAAAGAAAUUGAAUAGGAUUGAUAAAUUAGGGCAUGUCUUUGGUAGAGAAAGUUUGAAUGUAGAAAAACAAAAAUGUGACAGCAUAAAGCUCAACUAUCAGAAUCUAGUGUAUGAAAUGCACCACUUGCUACAAGAAACUAAAAAGUGUUUGUCAUUUAUAUCCGAUGAUGAACACAUCGAUUUAGUCCCAGUCGAAGAUUUUAUGAACAAGGCACCGAAAUCGGUGACGAGCAAAUUCGAAAAGAUCGAUAAAAAUGAUCCGGAUCAGGAGCACGCGUUAAGAUUAGCUCGACUCGAGUGGGAACUUACCCAAUGCAAAGAUUUGGCCGAAGAAUGCAAAGUAAUGGAGGCGAAAAAAAAAAGCGUUUUGACAGAAAUCACGGAACGAAAGGAAAAGCUGAACAGUCUCGCGCCACUGUUGAGGGAAGUAUUAAAAUCUACAAAGCCUCUACUUGAACAUUUAGGAAUGACGGACGAGCAAACGAGACAGGAACACAAACUCGCUGUCCUUUUACCCGAACCUCUCUACAUACUUUAUGCGAAUACAUUUGCCUACAAAAAUGUUUAUGGAAAAAAUAUAAACAUUGAAAUAGCAGGCGACAAAGAAGAAGCUGUCCAGUGGAAAGAGGCUCAGGAAGUUUCGAAUUCGAGCAGUGAUGGGCUAAAUAAUGACGAUUCUGAGCCCGAGUCGGAUUUGCCAGAACUUGAGGAAGUGGUCGAAGUCAAGAAAAGAAGGCAUAGGAAGUCGAUAAGACAGGUGGAUCCGUUGGAAGAAAAAAAGAAAAAGUUGCUCGAAGCGCAUCCUCUGAAAAUCCAAAUUUCUAUGACUGUGAAGGAAGGUCCCACUUUGAACAUGACAUUCGCUUACUACACCAAACUCAAGAUUGUGGCGGUAACUUCGAAUGUUAUAGUUCCGACCAAAAUAACCGCAGUUACUGCGUCAGAUAUAUUAGCGGGCGGGAACAUUCUAAGCGAAUUACUGGAUGACGACGACAAGGGAUUGGAAAGUCCUAAUCCUAGCACGACCUAUCAACUUCAAAAGAACGGUAUGGGAUCUUUCCAAUCUUUGAUUUCAGAUAUCGGAUACCCGUUCAGGUGGGCUCAAAGAAUAUGUGGAAUCGACUUCUUGGCCGCUAGAAGGCCACUGGAACAGCUAAGCCAGCAAAAUGUGGAAACCGUGAUGAGUACUUUGCUCCAACGUAUGACAAUUAGGACUCAUUUGGCAAAACAAAUGCAAGAUCUCGAACAUAACAUACUACCCAAUGUACCAGCGACUAUAGAAUUUCCAGCGAAUACAGUGGCGGCUGUAUCAAAAUGGAAAUCUAUAAUGUAUCAAGACUAUUGUAAAUUUGAAUUUGUAAAACACUUUGUUGAAGAAGAGCUGGUGACCGCUUCGGACUUGUUUUACUCGGUUAACAUCGUCAGAGGCGGAGCCAAUCUGCAGGCUCUGAUAGCGAUUAAAAACGGUUAUCCGACACAGCCGCCGAUAUUCGGUCUGAGUCUGAAUUACAACGGCGUCCAGCAUUCGGCAAAUUCCGACGAAAUAAGGGAUUUGGAGAGGGUUCUGAAUGUAAAUUCAGAACAUGGUUCCCAAAGUGUCCCAUGGUUAUUGGCCCUUCAACUUACAAAUCUCUGUUCCUAUAUGGACGUUUAUUUGGAAUCAAUAGACCCGUCUAAUUUUCCAAGCAGUACGAAAUUCAUAAGGGCCAUCUGCGGACGCAACAGAAGGAGACCUCUGAAGUUUAGAAGAAUCGGAACUGGUCUUUUCACGCAGUAUUAAGGUAGUCACUCCAAAUAAAGCAUUUAAAAAGAUACCUCGUCUUU